UCAGCAACUCGAACGUGGGGUCAUCCAGUCCAGUCGCAGACUGCUGUUUAACAAAAUUAAUGCGAAGAUUCCCAUUUACAUGAGGGUGUAACUUAGAAUAUAGGCUAGAUAUAUUCUUAAUAUAUAUAGGCUAUCGUUUCCUUGAAAUUCAGAAGAAAUUGCAACCUCACUCGUAAGAGCCCACAUGCAACCAGCCUGUUUGGAAUGCCGAAAAUGAACUUCUUUCCGCUGGUCUUCCUGUGCAUGGAUGUGUGUGUGGUGCAGACAGUCCGCUUGUCCCAACUCUCUCCUCUCCUCCUCCCUCAUCCCCUUAUCACCUUGUGGGGUGGAAGCCUGCUCCGUGCCGGCCUCCACCUCUUUCUCACCUUCAUGUUCCCUGGAAGUCCCCCAUGGAUGAGCAGCUUCGAGGGACUCCAGAGCAUGGGGGUCCUCUGCUUCCACUGCCCACUCUACAUCAGCCUUCUCUGGGCAUGUGGCCAGUCCAUCUUGGGGCAGCUAUGGGGAUGGCACUCCUGGCAGGGGCUACUUCAGGGCUACUGCGUAACAGUCGUAGCAUGGUUGUACUGGACACGCUACGUCCCUUCUCUUAUUACCAAGCCAACCAAGGAACCACAGAAGAAGACUGGGGCCUCUCUAGAGAAACUGAUGGGAUACAUGAAGCCUUACAUCAUACGCUUCGGAGCAGUGCUGAGUCUUGUCGUCAUCUCUUCCCUUGGUGAGAUGGCUAUUCCCCACUACACCGGCCGAAUGACAGACUGGAUCAUGAAUGAAGACGAGCCUGAAGCCUUCACUUACGCCAUCACAGUCAUGUCUCUGAUUACAGUCAUGAGUGCUGUGUGUGAGUUUGUGUGUGAUCUCAUCUACAACAUCACCAUGAGUCGCAUACACACCUCCAUCCAGGGCCUAGUCUUCCAGUCAGUGCUGAAGCAGGAGAUCGCUUUCUUUGACAAAGCACAGACAGGUGACCUUGUGUCACGCAUCACCACGGACACCAACGACAUGAGUGAGUCUCUGAGUGAGAGGUUGAGUCUGCUGAUGUGGUACUUCAUGCGUGUCACUUUCCUCUUCAUCUUCAUGCUCAAUCUCUCCUGGAAGCUGUCACUCUUCACCGCUAUGGGGCUUCCUAUCAUCUGGGUCAUACCAAAGAUAUCCGGCAAGUGGUACCAGGAGCUCGGUGCGAAGGUUCAAAAGUCACUAGCCCAGGCCAAUGAUGUUGCCACGGAGACCUUCUCCUCCAUGAAGACAGUGCGCAGCUUUGCCAAUGAGGAGGGCGAGACAGAGCGCUACAGGAAGAGGCUGGAGAAGACCUACUCUCUGAAUAAAGAGGAAGCAGCAGCCUACGCAGCCUCGACCUGGACCAAUAGCAUGUCAAGCCUGUUCCUGAAGGUCAGUAUCCUGUACUAUGGUGGUAGUCUGGUGACAGGGGGGACCGUCAGCAGUGGGGACCUUGUGGCCUUUGUGCUCUACGAGCUCCAGUUCUCCUCUGCUGUGGAGUCUGUGAUGUCGUGUUACCCAAGUGUGAUGAGGGCGAUCGGCGGCUCAGAGAAGAUAUUUGAGUAUGUGGACCGACAGCCCCAGGUUCCUCCAGAAGGCUCCCUUGCCCCACAGAAACUUGAGGGACAUGUUCAGUUCAAGAAUGUCACAUUUACCUACCCUACCAGGGAAGAUACACCUGUGCUCAAGGGCCUGUCUCUGGAGCUGAGGCCUGGGCAGAUCACUGCCCUGGUGGGGGCUUCUGGAUCAGGGAAGAGCACCUGUGUGAGCCUGCUGGAGAGGUUCUACCUGCCCCAGGAAGGAGAGAUCCUAUUGGAUGGAAAGCCACUGCACAGCUACAAGAACCAGUACCUACACGACAAGAUCAGUGUGGUGAGUCAGGAGCCGGUGUUGUUUGCACGUUCUGUCAAGGAGAACAUCAAAUAUGGCCGAGAGGACGCUUCCGACGAGGAGAUAUACCGGGCUGCUGGGCUGGCCAAUGCCCACAAGUUCAUCUCUGACCUGCCCAAGGGCUAUGAUACAGAUGCCGGGGAGAAGGGAGGCCAUGUUUCAGGAGGGCAGAAGCAACGCAUAGCCAUCGCCAGAGCUCUGAUCAGACAGCCUCGGAUUCUAGUACUGGACGAUGCCACCAGUAACUUGGACACCGAGAGCGAGCAUUUGGUCCACCAAGCUCUGCUCAAGGACUCAAACCCCUGCUCCGUGCUGUUGAUUGCUCAUAAGCUGAGCACUGUGGAGAAGGCCAAUCACAUUGUUGUUCUCGAGGAGGGAAAGGUGCUAGAGGAGGGGAGCCAUGUUGAGCUGCUGGAGAAAGGUGGAACCUAUGCUGAUCUGGUGAACAAGCAGAAUACUGGCUUCCAGCGCAAAGAAGGGGAGGAGCUGAAAGACUAAAACAAAGGCUCCGACAAUCCUCAAUGUAAACUGAAAUCCCACUUCUGUCACCAUCUCACAUUUUCACCAUUUAUUUUGGUACCCAUUUUCAUGAUAUCCAAUUGGUAGUUACAGUCUUGUCCCAUCACUGCAACUCCCGUAGGGACUUGGGAGAGGCGAAG
Coregonus clupeaformis (lake whitefish) is the source of this 2543-nucleotide messenger RNA. Its product is annotated as antigen peptide transporter 1. The coding region runs from base 205 to 2382 and encodes 725 amino acids. NCBI's taxonomy places the organism in Eukaryota, Metazoa, Chordata, Actinopteri, Salmoniformes, Salmonidae. The transcript has 12 exons. Gene Ontology annotation, molecular function: ATP hydrolysis activity; ATP binding; ABC-type oligopeptide transporter activity. Gene Ontology annotation, biological process: transmembrane transport. The record is from RefSeq and is a predicted model, not a curated record. Gene Ontology annotation, cellular component: membrane.